Molecule: messenger RNA, 6720 nt
Organism: Drosophila ananassae
Lineage: Eukaryota; Metazoa; Arthropoda; Insecta; Diptera; Drosophilidae
Gene: Sarm
Product: NAD(+) hydrolase sarm1
Exons: 13
Coding region: 1256-6424 (1722 amino acids)
Biological process (GO): signal transduction; response to axon injury; negative regulation of MyD88-independent toll-like receptor signaling pathway
Cellular component (GO): dendrite
Molecular function (GO): NAD+ nucleosidase activity; protein binding; signaling adaptor activity
Source: RefSeq, a predicted model, not a curated record
GCUGCAUUCAGUCGGCGACGGCGUCGCAGUCAACAUCGAGCGGUAAACGGUAAAUAAAAGCCAGCACUCGUCGCUUUGGUGCGUCGCUUUGUUUUUGUGGAAACAACUUUAGUUUGCUACCGAAGAUUAUAUUAAAUAGUGUUUAGUAAUGUGAAAACAAAAAAAAAUAUAAGAAAUUUUGAAAAAUCCCAACCGGCCGUGCAAUUACGAAAUUCCCUGUGUGUGUGUGUUGUGUGAUAUUUGUGCGUUUUAAUUUUGGCUGCGCUUCCAUGUGUGCGUCUAUAAAUACGCCAGCAACAAAAGGCGAAAAACCCGACUAAAAAGCAAAAAGGCCGAAAUGCUAAAUAUGAAAUAUCAUCAGCAUAACUGACGGGUUGAUUGACUUGAAGGAAUUUGGUGUGUGUGAGUGAAUCCCCUUGAGAGAUAACCCGAAAACAAAAUCCAGCAGCCGCAGACGCAUCCGCGCAGCUUCCGUUGCUUCCCAGCCUUAUCUUCCGACGCGAUUUCGAUCGCUUGUGAAACGCUCCAAGUUGCAUCGUCUGCUAUUAACCCGAGAAUUAAAUGGCGUGUGGCUUUUAUGGUCGCUGGUCCCACGCAAAGUCACGAAAACUGAACGGAGAUUUCUCAUUGUCGGAUAAUUCUCAUAUUAUUGCUCCGGAGACUGAGACUCGGACCACGUAGCAUACCAAUUCUCAAGUUCACUGGCGGACAAAAAAAAAUUAAGUUUAAUAAAAACAAAAAAAUAAAAUAAAACUAAAACUGUGGGAACAUCAAAUCCGGUUAAUUAAAGAAAGAAAAUACAAAAAAGUCAUCAAAAAAUUGAAGAAAAUAUUCACGGUAUUACCUGCAUUUCUGGACAAGUGGGUCAAAAGAAGAAGAGGAAGAAAAGGCUGACAAAAGAUACAUUUUUGCCAUUGGCACGUUCCAAGAAAUUGCAGCAAUAAAAAAAAAUCUGCCGACAGAGUUUUCCCCGAAGAACAACAACAAACACAAACAAUUCAUUGAUAAAAAAUGGCAAUAAAAAAACAAAAACAAUAAAAAAGUGUCAUACAAAUUAAAAAACAAAAACUUAACAGAGAGAUAACAGAGACAGCAGUUAACAGUAUCAAUAAAAAAUUAUAUACUACUUAAAGUAAAGUGUUUAACAAACAUAAUAUAAAAAAAAUUAAAAAAUAUAAAUAUAAUUUUUAAUUAUAAAAAUUAAUAAAAAUAAAAAAGAAAACAUUCGUGAGAGCAACAGGUUUCUCUCUCAGCCAUGAACUCACCACAGCUGGUGCAAACAGCGGCGCAAGCUCACCACACUGAGAACGCCGGUUCGACGUCGUUGCCGCAGCAAGCGUCGACUGCUCAGUCGGCGAAUAAGUACGCGCCUGGAAGAAGGCUAGCCGCCCGGCAAACUCUCAGAUUGGCGAUUCCCAAACAACAACCGGGUGACCCCAGCAGCACACUUGGCCACCCCCACACAGUGGGUGUUUUCCGGCACUCCCCUUCGCAGCUGCCACCGGCUCCGGUUCUCAAGAGGGUCACUCCCGGCACCAGCUGCAGCACUGGAAUUCCGAAAUCCGCCUCACCCCUGGAGUCCCAUCACCUGCCCAAUGUCACGCCCACUCGCCUGGGCUAUGGCAGCGGCUGCUCCAGCGCCUCCUCAGCCUCCAAUUUCUUGGGGGUGCGAAAGCCCAGCCUGACCUUGAACUCCUCGGACAUCAGGAACAACAAUGAUCUGUUCUCCUUCCCCAAGGACAUGUCGCCAGUUCUGAGUGAUCACUCACACUCGCCCAUGUUUACGGACAUCUCUUCGGCAAACAGCAAUGGAUCGCCAACCCAUCACCACCAGCUGGGCAGGCUCUUCAGCUUGAGUCCUUCCAGUAUCAGGAGUUACGGAAAUAUGACAGACUUCUCGGAUAGUUCGCCCAGCGGAGUGCUGAGUCCGGCCACUUCCCUGAUCGAGAAUUUCCACAAGAAGAACGGCUCUCCACAGCCCACUAGCACCACCACCAUGGUGACACCCGCAGCCCUGAACGGAUCUGUAGUGGGUGGAGUGGGUGGCGUGGUGGCCGGCACGGCGAAUGGAAGGCAGAUCAAUACCAGCUCUAGUUCAUGCAGUAGUCUUAAGGAAACCUCACACCAGUCCACAUCCACUUCGCAACAGGUUGUCAACAGCAGCAGCAAUAGCAGCAGCAGCACCACAACGACGCGAGUGGAGAAGAAAUCACAGCGCCUGCACCACCACAUAACCUCCUCAUCCUCCAGCUCAUCUACCUCCUCAUCGUCCUCCUCCAGCUCCACCGCCCAGGCCCUGUCCACAUCCUCGGAGAUGAAGGCGGCGAUGGUUAAGCGCGAUCUCACAAACAUCCAGAAGUCCAUGUCGGAAAUCAACGAUCUGGCCAUUGAGCGUAUCACAGGAGCAGGAUCGGGAUCAAACACAUCAUCCACACAGGCCAUCACAGCGCCCAGCACAAUGGCCCAGACGACGGCCAGCCGGCUGACGCCCAAACUCACAUCGGCCCAUCCGUCGAUCGACGAUCUCAGGGGUCUCAGCAACCAGGACAAGAUUACGCAGCUGCAAAAGAAACUUCGACAGUCGUUCGAGAAUCUGGACGUCGACGAUGACAGCAAUGUGAUCGUUACCCUGCCGGACGACGACGACUGCCCCACCAACCACUUUGGCAGUGGCCUGGACCUCACCCACCCCACCGCCGCCCAGCUGAGCGCCAGUGGGCUAAGUGGUUCGAACAAAACGAUCGACACGAUCAAAUUCCAGGAGAAACGCAUGAAGACCGAGUCCAAGACCAAGGUCGUCACCGAUGGCUUCAGCUCCGAGCAGGCCACCAGCAAUUCGGCGGAGAUGAAGCGACUCCAGGCCGGGGACAUAGACUACCAGGAGAAGAAGGCCACGGCGGCGAUGCAGAAUCGAUUGGAGGUGGACGGAGUCAAAACCGAGGAGAAGGCAGCCAUUGUUAAGGAAGCACUCUCCCUGCGCACCGGCGACAUCACCCAGCAGGCCAGCAACAAUGUGGCCGCCUCCAGUAUUAGCGUCCAGAGCGACACCUUCUCGGCGGACAAGAAGGCCAUCUCGCAGUCGCAGCAGUCCCAGACGAUGACCUCCAACGGUAUCAUUAGCCAGAACUCGCACGUCUCAUCCGCGUCCCAGGCCAACUACUCCAUGACCCACAAGGGCGUCUCCAGCUCCGGCAGCAGCAUGAUCACCAGCUCCUCCCAGAUGUCCGCCAUGAACGGCCAAAUGGUCAAGCUCACCGAUCUCAAACUGGACGACCUCAAGUCCCUGACCGCCGGCAGUGGCCAGCAGGAGAUCGAGCAGACGAUCAACAAGUAUUCCAACAUGCUGACCUCCAUCGUGAGUUCGCUGCAGGACGACGAACGGGGCCUGACCCAGCAUGUGGCCGGUCAGGAGAAGUCCGAGUACCUGGAGAAGAUCAACGAAGUCAUCCGGAGGGCCUGGGCAGUGCCCACACAUGGCCACGAGCUGGGCUACUCCCUGUGCAACUCGCUCCGGCAAAGCGGCGGCCUCGACCUGCUGAUGAAGAACUGCGUGAAGCCCGAUCUUCAGUUCUCCUCCGCCCAGCUGCUGGAGCAGUGUCUGACCACCGAGAACCGCAAGCACGUGGUGGACAAUGGCCUGGACAAGGUGGUUAAUGUGGCCUGCGUCUGCACCAAAAAGUCGAAUAUGGAGCACUCCCGCGUUGGCACCGGGAUCCUGGAGCAUCUGUUCAAGCACUCGGAGGGAACCUGCUCCGAUGUGAUUAGGCUGGGCGGCCUGGAUGCCGUGCUCUUCGAGUGCCGAACCAGCGAUGUGGAGACACUGCGACAUUGUGCCAGCGCUCUGGCGAAUCUGUCGCUUUACGGCGGAGCCGAGAACCAGGAGGAAAUGAUCGUCCGCAAAGUGCCCAUGUGGCUGUUCCCGCUGGCCUUCCACAACGACGACAACAUCAAGUACUACGCCUGCCUGGCCAUCGCGGUGCUGGUGGCCAACAAAGAGAUCGAGGCGGAAGUGCUGAAGUCCGGCUGCCUGGAUCUGGUGGAGCCGUUCGUCACCAGCCACGAUCCCUCGGCCUUCGCGCGCUCCAACCUGGCCCACGCCCAUGGCCAGAGCAAGCACUGGCUGCAGCGACUGGUGCCGGUGCUGAGCUCGAAUCGCGAGGAGGCCCGCAACCUGGCCGCCUUCCACUUCUGCAUGGAGGCGGGCAUCAAGCGGGAGCAGGGAAACACAGACAUCUUCCGGGAAAUCAAUGCCAUUGAGGCGCUGAAGACCGUGGCAAGUUGCCCGAACGCCAUCGCCUCCAAGUUUGCCGCCCAGGCACUGAGAUUAAUCGGCGAGACGGUGCCCCAUAAGCUGUCCCAGCAGGUGCCCCUGUGGUCCGUCGAGGAUGUCCAGGAGUGGGUGAAGCAGAUCGGCUUCAACGACUACAUCGACCAGUUCAAGGAGUCCCAGGUGGACGGUGACUUGCUGCUGAAGCUCAACCAGGACAACUUGCGCGACGAUAUUGGCAUCGGCAAUGGCAUCCUGUUGAAGCGCUUCGAACGCGAACUGCAGUGCCUGAAGCGAAUGGCGGACUACUCCUCGAAGGACACGGCCAAAAUGCAUCAGUUCCUGCUGGAGAUCGGCGCCGACUACUGCACGUAUACGUACGCGAUGCUGAAUGCCGGCAUCGACAAGUGCUCCCUGCCGCAUGUUAACGAGGACAUGCUGAUGACGGAGUGUGGCAUCCACAAUUCGAUCCAUCGGUUGCGCAUCCUCAAUGCGGUGAAGAACCUGGAGAACUCGCUGCCCAGCUCGUCGGAGGAGAACAUGGCCAAGACACUGGACGUGUUUGUUAGCUACAGGCGUUCCAAUGGCUCCCAGCUGGCUAGUUUGCUCAAGGUUCAUCUACAGCUGCGUGGCUUCUCCGUAUUCAUUGACGUGGAGCGACUGGAGGCGGGCAAAUUCGACAACGGCCUCUUGAACAGUAUUCGGCAGGCAAAGAACUUUGUCUUAGUAUUAACCCCCGAUGCCCUGCACCGCUGCAUCAACGACGAGGACUGCAAGGACUGGGUGCACCGCGAAAUCGUGGCUGCCCUGAACUCCAACUGCAACAUCAUACCCAUCAUGGAUCAGCAAUUCUAUUGGCCGGAGGUGGAGACGCUGCCGGAGGACAUGCGUAGUGUGGCGCACUUUAAUGGCGUUAGCUGGAUCCACGACUACCAGGACGCGUGCAUCGAUAAGCUCGAAAGAUUUUUGCGAGGCGAAAAGAAUAUCGAUCGCAUUGCGGCAAUGGUGCCCGGCACACCCGGCUCGGUCUCAUACCAAAGAAUGCACAGCAACGACUCCGAUUAUCAAGGCGGUGGCGGCGGCGGAGGAGGGCCGCCAGGCGGAUCUGGAGCAUCGUCAGGAGGAGGUGGUGGCGGCGGCGGCAACGGCAGCGGCGGCGCAGGCAGUGUGGUGGAUGGCCUUAUGGUGGCGACCAAUGGCAGCGGACAAGCUAAUCACCAGGCAAAUAGGUACCGCCAGUCCCCCUCGCCGGCACGACAACGCGGCAGCACCUCCCAGCUGAGUGGCUACUCCCGGGCCCCGGCCAAGCGCUCCCAAAUCCUGCCCCCCUAUCGCACCCAGCAGGCGGCUCUGCUGAACAAGUCGGGAGCAGGAUCCGCAUCCAUGCAAAACAUGACACCGCUGGCGUAUCUACCGCCCCGAAGGAGUUCGGCGGCGGGAUUGGGAGCCAGUUCGGGCAUGGGCAGUGGCUAUCGAUCGCACAGUGUGGACGGUUUGCUCGACCAGGCGGGUUCCAGCUCCACAACGCCGGAGCAACGGAUAGCAGCGGCUGCUGCGAUGGUGGCGGCGGGGAGCACGGCUCUGACCAAUGCCAGUUCAACGCGCACUCUGCAGCCCGAGGAGGAGGAGGAAGCGGAAGCCCGUCCGGAUCCGGUGACGCGUCGCGACAAGCACACUCUAUCCCCGCCAUCUAAUGUCCAGCAGCACCGGAAAUCCCGCAGCCUGGACCACAUCCUCAGCAAGCAGACGUUGGCGGAGCUACUGCCGCCCGGGAGCGAGCCAGUGGAUGAAACCCAAAGUAUGCAGAACCUGGCCAUUCCAAUGACCCCCCAGCCGCAGCGUAGGGAUACCAGCUCCUCCUCGAAGUCACCGUCUCCGGACAGGCCACCGCCGCCGGCGAGGGAGAGGGUGCCGCGGGAGCGUCAGAGCCCCGAGGGUGUGAGUGCGACGGAGAGCGAGCGGGAGGACCAGGCGGACGGGUGCCUGAGGCACGGGAACCAACAGAGGGCUUCCGCUUCCGUUCACCGAGGCGCCAGCUUGACCAGCAACAAGACCUCCAACUCAUCGCUGGGCUCCACCAACAGUGCCGGCGGCAACAACAAGACCAUCUUUAAUCGUACGAUGAAGAAGGUCCGUUCGCUGAUGAAAAAACCAUAAAAGCGAUAUUGGCUAACGCAAUCCGUUAUAACUGUUGUUAUCGUUGUGCCUGUUGUACUACACCCCGCCCACACAACCACACGACCACCAACCACCCUCACAAUCGAUCGAAUCGACUCUGAGAACCCCCGACUUUCAUCCCAACUCACCAGCGGUGGUGAUCCAGCAUCCGCUGUCUCGACAACCCAACCAACAUUCAUUCUAAUUUAUUGCGAAACUGAAGAAACCAGAUAUCCACAAAAAGAGUAUCAGCAUUGCGAAUACCAAUAAACGUGUAUAUAAUUUCAUAAAUCCAA